AUGAAGGUUAAAGUCAAUAAAAUAGUCUUCAAACAAACCGGUAAUGCCGUCAAACAUCUUUCAUUUUUCAAUGAUGGUUAUUUGGAAGAGACUAUAUGUUUGAUUGAUAAAAGGGAUGAUUUAUAUGAAAUUGAAACGAAAAAUGGUAAAUAUGUAGACACCUUUAAAAUGGAAGUAGAAAAUGAUAAGGAUAUCAUUGGAAUCAAAGAUUUAGAUAUGAUAUUGGAGACGGAAAAUCCACCAUCAACCAACAUUGUCAAAAUUCCACCAUCACUUAUAAAACCCGCACACAUACCCGGACCAAUAGAAUCGAGCAGUCACGAGUUUUUACGAACAACAGACUUUGAAUACGUAAAACUGUAUUUCGAUUUUGGUGGUGGAAAAUACACCUCGAUCGAUGUUCAUAAAAGUCAACAAGAACGACAGUUUAUAGUACAUUUAACGUUUGCCGAAGAUUUCGACUCCAUCCUUAAUAGUGGUGGUUUUAUUUGUAGAGCCAAGAUAAACAUCGAAAAAGAAAAAAUAAAAUAUUCCUAUCAUCUUAACGAGGACCAUACGAAAAAAGAAAUUUCGUUAGUACGCGUAAAUGUUUUUACUUUUAAUACCCGCAAAUAUAAUAAUGUUAGGAAUGGAAUAGGGAUUCUAUAUGAUAUUCCGUGGUUCUAUUUAUUCUAUAAUUCACUUAAUUUAAGUCGAAAGCAGACAACAAUACAUGAUAGACAAACAAGAAGAGUUGAAAAUAAAGUUAAGACAAUGCAAUACAUGCAGGAAAACAUGGAGUAG
Molecule: messenger RNA, 783 nt
Organism: Lottia gigantea (owl limpet)
Lineage: Eukaryota; Metazoa; Mollusca; Gastropoda; Lottiidae
Exons: 1
Coding region: 1-783 (260 amino acids)
Source: RefSeq, a predicted model, not a curated record